Penicillium antarcticum is the source of this 1305-nucleotide messenger RNA. RefSeq lists its product as uncharacterized. The transcript has a single exon. The coding region runs from base 1 to 1305 and encodes 434 amino acids. Lineage: Eukaryota; Fungi; Ascomycota; Eurotiomycetes; Eurotiales; Aspergillaceae. The record is from RefSeq and is a predicted model, not a curated record.
AUGAUAUCCUACGAGUCCAAUCCCAGACGACUACAAAAAGAAACCGAAGCGGCAGCCGCACCAUGUGUUCGAAAUCUCACAAACUGGCCCGAGGCGGUUCAGGAAAUUCGCACAUGGCCCGAGUAUGAGUCACAGCCCCUGCGAUCACUUCCUGUAGCGGCCAAGGAGUUGGGCAUGGCAAGCCUUCUAUUCAAAGAUGAGAGCCAAAGAUUUGGAACAGACCUCGGCUCCUUCAAAGCGCUGGGCGCGCCAUAUGCUCUUUACAAAAUUCUGGCCCAGGAAGUCCACUCAAAGGUGGGUGUAUACCCGUCAUCAGCCGAUCUACGAGGCAGCAAAUACCGUCAAAUUACGCAGCAGAUGACUGUUUGUGUCUCGACUGACGGGAAUCAAGGAAGAAGCCUGGCUUAUGGUGCUCAGAUCUUCGGUUGCAGUUGUCUCAUCUACAUUCACAAGGAUGUGAGCAUUGGCCGAGCCCAAAAGAUGAGAGAUCUGGGUGCCAUUACUAUUCGCGUGAAUGGCGACCACAAAGCGUCGCUCGAUAGGGCUAAAGAAGAUGCUCGAAUGAAUGACUGGAAUUUUGUCAGCAGUACUUCGUGGGACGACUUCGAUGGUGAAAUAUCCCAAAGUGUGAUAAAUGCGUAUAUGAUGGUUGUCGAUGAAGCCAUCAGUGCUAUUGAGAACGUCCACCACAUAACUCAUGUCCUUGUUUGCGGUGGCAUGGGCAGUAUUUCUUCUAGGAUCUUCCUCGGUUUCUAUCAGCACUUCCAAAACCUGCAGCUGGAUCCGACAGAAGCAAUCAAGUUGCCGCGAUUUGUUGUUAUCGAGCCAUCAGAAGCAAACGCCUUACUGGAAAGUGUGAGGGAUGGGUCUCCGCAACCGUCAAAAGGUAGCCUCAAUACUUUGAUGGCCGGUCUAGCCUGCCGUGCUCCAUCACCAGCAGCUUGGAAAGUUCUGUCAUGGCUGGCGAGUGAUUUUGUUUCGGUACCGGACUCGGUCUCCGUGAAUGGGAUGAAGGCCCUGGCGGAUGGUCAAAAGCAAAAGGAUGUUCCUGUCCUUUGUGGAGAAUCGUCAGCCGCUACAAUGGGAGUUUUGAUGGAGGCAAGCAAAGACACGUUACUCCGCGAGAAAUUGGGACUAGAUGUCGACAGUCAGGUUGUGCUGUUUGGACUAGAAGGGGCUACAGACCCUGAGAUGUAUCAGAAGCUAGUUGGUAUGUCUCCAGAGGCGGUUCUUAAUGCCCAAAGAUUGUAUCUCUCCCAAAAUACUGAGGUGGAUGGUGGUUCCAGCAGACUUUUGAGAGUCUGA